Messenger RNA from Rhinichthys klamathensis goyatoka, 495 nucleotides. Its product is annotated as protein FAM177A1. NCBI's taxonomy places the organism in Eukaryota, Metazoa, Chordata, Actinopteri, Cypriniformes, Leuciscidae. The transcript is spliced from 4 exons. The annotation marks the transcript as partial. The record is from RefSeq and is a predicted model, not a curated record.
AAUGGUGAUGUGCAGGAGCCGACGGGAGACGUCAGAGAGGUGAAGGUGAUUCACUUCUCCAGCGGAGAGACUCUGACCGAGGAAGAGGAGGCUCAGCAUCAUCUUCAUCAAGAGCCCAGUGCUUCCGACCCGAGAAGCCGGACAUGGAGGGAUUAUUCUCGGUUUUGGGGAACGCAGAUUUUGAGAAAGUCUUUGCGAUUUUGUGAUUUUCUUGGAGAGAAAAUGGCCGGUUUACUGGGACUGAAUUCUGCCAAAUAUCAGUAUGCUGUUGACCAGUAUCACAGAGAACAUAGGAAUGAAACGGAAGAAGAGGUUUUGUCUUCAAGCACCAGCGUGAACGAGGAGAGAAUUAAUCUGUCAAAAAUAGAGAGUAAACAGUAUGGAGCCACAAAUGAACAGGACCUGAAAGAAACACUACAAUAUAAAGGAGAGCAGAAUGAAGGAUACAAUUUUAACAAAUAAUGGAUCUAAAAGAAUGUGAAUUGUAACAUUGUA